Syzygium oleosum is the source of this 285-nucleotide messenger RNA. RefSeq names its product dof zinc finger protein DOF3.7-like. The transcript has 2 exons. Gene Ontology annotation, molecular function: DNA binding; DNA-binding transcription factor activity. Gene Ontology annotation, biological process: regulation of DNA-templated transcription. The record is from RefSeq and is a predicted model, not a curated record. Bases 1 to 285 code for a protein of 94 amino acids. Lineage: Eukaryota; Viridiplantae; Streptophyta; Magnoliopsida; Myrtales; Myrtaceae.
AUGCCUUCGGACACGAGCGAGCGCAAGCAGGCCCGGCCUCAGGCCUCCGCCGCCGCCGCGGGGGGAGGAGCCGGCUUGCACCAUCCGCCUCCGCCGCCUCAGACUCGUCACUUCUGCAAGUCUUGCCGCCACUACUGGACCCAGGGCGGCACCCUCCGCAACGUCCCCGUCGGCGGCGGCUCCCGCAAGUCGGCGGCAGCAGCAUUGGCGUCGGCCUCCGCCUCGUCGAAGAGGCCCCGCCUCCGUCCUCGUCUCCUUUUUGCAACUCCUCCAACUCCUCCGUGA